GAACGACUUAUCAAUUACUUGCUUCUAAAAAUAGAUUUAGCCAUGGAAAUUCCCAAACUGAAACUUAGAAAAUAAGAAAUUUUCUGUGCUUUUUUGACAUAGUCUAGUUAUUCUUGAUAACCAAUGUAGUGUAUAUUUACAUAUGUAUAGAAGAGGAAAAGACGUUUAUGUGUUGAACUGCUUGGAUUAUCAAUGAUUUUUCAUUGAAAAAAGAAUUUCUUUAUACACUUUGUAUGAAUGAAAUAAUGAAUGACAUAGAGACAGAUCGCCCUGAUUUAAUCCCGGAGGAGGAUGCUGUCCCACAAAAGGGUUUUGAUUAUGGGAAAUUUUUAGUCACAGUGGACAAUGGGUUAGAUUCCAAUGAUGUAGAAAACCUCAAAUUUCUUCUAAGAGGAAUUGUUACUGACUCCAAGUUACAGAAGGCCCAAAGAGGCCUUGAUCUGUUCAGUGAACUUCAGAAUUUAGGGAUGAUAGACAUUGAAAAUGGGGACCUUGAAUUGUUGGAGGAGUGUUUGUACAGAAUUCAUAGGAAAGACUUGCUAAAAAAAAUAGCACGGGACACUGCAAUGGUGGAACAGAGAUUGAGAAGAUUGACAGAAGAGUUGCAGAAUAAAAAAGUCACACACAUAGAAUCGACCAAAAUGUUGUCACCCUUUAGAGUGCUGCUGUUUGAAAUUGGAGAAGACAUUGAUGAUGAAGAGUUUGGCUCUGUGCUGUUUGCUUUGACAUCUCUUGUUCCUAAGGGACAGCUUUCCAAAAUGAAGUCCAUUUUUGAUUUGUUUUUGUUUUUGGAGAAGAAAGAUGAAAUGUCCCAUGUGAAAGUUGAUGUUUUAUUAAAAGUGCUUAAAGUAGUUGACAGAGCUGAUCUGAUUCCAAAAGUCAACAAAUACCUAUCCAAUCAAAAUAGAAGAAGCAGUCCAACCCAGUACAAUGGCCCCUCUCAAAUGGAAGUGGAACCACCUCAGGUACCACAGGAACCACUCAAUCAUCCUCCACCACAACUGCCACCGGUAAUACCAGGCAGCUCAGCAAUGUCGAAUUCUCCUUUAUCUGAUGGGUUGUUGAUCAACUUAUCGGAUGCUAUAUCCAAGAGCCCAGACUGGAAGGACAUUCCUCCAUACCUUGGUUUGGAAGACAGAGCCAUUUUGGAGACUGUAAAUGAUGAUCAGAUCAUGCCUUCACUGAGGAUCUUUAAAAUGUUGCAACACUGGCAAAGAGACAUAAUGCAAAAUGAUGAGACGUGCCGGGUGACUCUGAUAGGGGUGCUACAGAAGUUCAGAGUUACACGAGGACUGCAGAUAUUGGGUCAGACUGUGGAGGGUGAUGAACACAUUCCGGAUCCAAAUCCUACAGACUUGCAAUCGCUGUAUCAGCCACCCCCAGGACAAAUCCCCCAGUCAUUGAGGCACCCUGCACCUGAGCCUCUUCCUGAUAUCCAAUCUCUGAGACCGAACAUGUCUGAGAUGGAAACACAAACUUCCAUCAUGAUUCUUCCCCAUGGUAACCUGCCAAUCAGAGAGCAAACUGAGGAGAAUUUGUAUGUUUCUAAUGCUGAAGCUCGAGUACAGUUAGAACAGAGACAACCCCCACCAUCAGAAAACAACUAUAGUCAAUCAGAGAGAAGCAUUAGAGGUAAUGCAUUAGAUGAGAAUUUAGCCCAAGCGAUGAGGAGAACAAAUUUAGAUGACGAGAUGGAUCUGCCAUCAUACAGAAUGGACAGAAAGCCUAGGGGCAUUGCUGUUAUAAUCAACAACAUGAAGUUUUUCAAAGUUCCAAAUGACCCCGAAAGUAAAGAUAUGCCAAACCGGACAGGCACUGAUUUAGACGCAGAAAAACUAAUGUACAUCUUCCAAAAGCUGCACUUCCAUGUUCGACGUUAUGACAACUUGGAGGAUUAUGCCAUGAACAGAAGACUUGUUGAAGUGUCUUUUGAAGACCAUUCAGAGUAUGACUGUUUUGUCUGUUGUAUCCUGUCACAUGGUGUGCUGCAAAACAUUUAUGGCACAAAUGGCCGACUUGUGAGAAUAUCUGAGAUGACAGGGAUAUUUCGAUCAGGAAAGUGUCCAAGUUUGGCAGGAAAACCAAAGUUGUUCUUUAUUCAAGCUUGUCAAGGAAGGGAAAAACAAGGAGGUAUUGACAUCGAGAUGGACAGUGAUCUAGAACUAGACCAUGGCCGGAACAGCGAGAUGAUUCCUGAUGAGGCGGAUUUUGUAUUGGGGUGUGCUACGGUCCCUGGGUAUGUGUCAUACAGAAGUAGGUCACAGGGCAGCUGGUUUGUCAACAAGCUGGUGGAGAUGUUGGAUAAGUAUGCCUACAGGUAUGACCUUUUGAGCAUCUUGGUCAAGGUGAACGAAGAGGUUGGACGGGCCAACGCCCGCUUAGAGGGCGGAGUCUACAAACAGAUCCCUGCCCCUCUGGUGACCCUCAGAAAGAAACUCUUUUUCCGGUGAAUGGCACGCAGAAUUUGACAGUUGCACCAUAUUUGUUUGAAUUUAAAAAAGACUUGUUUGAAUUGCUGUUUCAGCGUAUUAAGUAUUGUUAAUGCAAGACACAAUGUUUGUCAUCUAAGAAUGCUGUACAUACAUUUAUUACAAAAUUGUUACACUUUAAAAAUCACGUUUAUUGAUCAUAUAAAAUAUACACUGCUCACUAUAUAUAAGUAUACACUCGUGCUUAAACAAAAUGAUUAUAUCUUUUGAUGCAAAAUACAUAACUCUUACAUAUAAAUAGAUGACAUUAGGCUUUUAACUUUUUAUAUCCUAAUUAUUAUUUUUUAUUGAAAUACUUGAUUUUCUGAAUUUUCAGUUCUCAAAAAAGAGAUAUGCAAAUUCUAACUUGAAACCGUUUCAAACAAAUUACUAAUACAUAUUAUUGUGUAUUUAGUGUGUACUUUUAUAAGAUCCUUUGAUUUUUCACCUUAAAUAAAUCAAUAUCUCAAUUUAACAGACUAUGCCAAAAAUAUUGAAUGUCCAUUAUUGUUUUACAUAUAUUGAAGUUGCACCUUUUAACUGAUGAUUUUACUGAGACAAAUUCAAAGUUAUACACAGUGAAUUCAGCUCUUUUUCAUUAUAUUGAAUAUAUUUCAUGCCAAAAUGUGUAAAAAGCUAAUGUGUAUACUUAUUUAUGAUGGGUAGUGUAAUGCAUGAAAUGUUGAAAAAUUGAUAAUAGGAAAUGUUAUGCAAUAAAACUUAAAACCUACAA
Molecule: messenger RNA, 3201 nt
Organism: Ostrea edulis (European flat oyster)
Lineage: Eukaryota; Metazoa; Mollusca; Bivalvia; Ostreida; Ostreidae
Product: CASP8 and FADD-like apoptosis regulator
Exons: 12
Coding region: 234-2450 (738 amino acids)
Biological process (GO): proteolysis; regulation of apoptotic process
Molecular function (GO): protein binding; cysteine-type endopeptidase activity
Source: RefSeq, a predicted model, not a curated record